AUGAUGCGAUUUAAUUGGAUUAUAUUACUACUAUUGAUUGUACCAGUAAUGAUGGCUAAAUUAGACAUUUCAACGGAAAAUGAUCAUUCUAUCAGUACUGAUAACACUGAUAACAGCUUACUGAGAAGUCGUCGAAUUAAACGACAAGAACUACCAUGUUUACUAUGUCCAAAUGUACAAUUUCUUAUGGAUUUUUAUUGUGCACAUUUUAGAUAUCUCUUUGCUGGUGCUAGACUAGCAGGUAGAAAGAAACGUUCCGUCGAAAAUAUUUGCCCAUGUUGUAGAUGUUGCGGACGUAAACGACGUUCCAUUCUACGAAAUGAUCGCUUACAAUUGCAAAAUUUAAAUUAUGAAACAUUUAAAAAAUGA
Molecule: messenger RNA, 369 nt
Organism: Brugia pahangi
Lineage: Eukaryota; Metazoa; Nematoda; Chromadorea; Rhabditida; Onchocercidae
Source: the annotation of a GenBank genome assembly